Venturia canescens is the source of this 1548-nucleotide messenger RNA. RefSeq names its product coiled-coil domain-containing protein 42 like-2. The record is from RefSeq and is a predicted model, not a curated record. Lineage: Eukaryota; Metazoa; Arthropoda; Insecta; Hymenoptera; Ichneumonidae. The coding region runs from base 120 to 1115 and encodes 331 amino acids. The transcript has 5 exons.
AUUCUUUUAGAUUCAGCUUUCAAAUUUCUUAAUCCGAAAAUUUCAUUAUCGAAAAUAUCUAUAGAAAUUUUGAUAAAAAUUUUUUUCUCGGUGCGGUACGAGUAGUUUCUACAGCAAAAAUGGAAUCGACGAAAAAGAAGUGUGACAAUUUAAUUUACCGUCCUGUAAUAACGGAAGAUCCUGAAAAAUUGGUUGAGGAAUAUUUCAAAUCUAAAAAACAGGAGCUUAGUGUGAAGAAAUAUCCGCCAUGGGAUGUAGCGAGAGUCAAUCCAGCGGCGGAACUCGUGGAAUGUCGACGAGAAUUGAGCCGUACGGAAAACGAACUCGAGGAAAAGAAACUCGAACGUGAAAAGAAAAGAAUAAUUAUGACCAAAGAAUGGACCGAUUUAAGACGGAAAGAAGAACUUUUACGACAGUCGUUGAUCAAAUUCAAUAAAUUCGUCAAAGAAAAUAACGAAAAACGCGAGAGAGCUCAGCACAAAAUUGCUGAAGAAAGGGAACGUCGAACAAAGUGUCACGAACAAAUUGACGAAUUGGCCAAAGAAAUCGAGUACAUUAAAACUGUAAGGGAACAUAUGCGAGAGAGAGUCCAAGAGUACAAAAUGUAUCAGAAUUAUUUGGAUUCAGUGGUCAAUGAGACAAAUGAAGAGUUCCAGAGCAUCGGAGAUAUUUUCAACAGGUACGAAAGCCUCGUGGAGUCUAGAAAUAUCCUUGCUCAACAUCAGGAUCAAAAUCUCGAGGCCUUGGAGCUGACAGGCACAGAAAUGCAACACAUGACCGAAGAGAAGGGCCAGAUGCUCGUGGACCUGAACAACAAACUGGCCCUGCUGCAGGGACGAUACGAGCGUGCUAAGGCGGAAGCGCUGAGAUGGCAGACGAUCGUGUCUCGAAUAAAAGCCACAGCAGCUGCCAAGAAUCUCGAGCUGACCAGAGUCAAAUUCUGUUGUUGGAGCAUGUAUCAGCAAUUGUGCAAAAGGAAAGGAUACCCGAUCGAAGUCGAUCAGGAAGACGUGGAAAAUCAAUUGGCACACAUUAAGCGAACGAUCGUUGAACUCAAAAGAAUCACUAAAGCAGCAAGAAAGAAAGCUGCUUCAGAGAAAUCAACCGUGUCCUAAUUUUCUUACAAGUUAACCAAAAUUCAAGCAAAAUUUUGGAAAAUCAUAAUUAACGAGAAUCCGCGCUAGUUUUUAAUAACAUUCCACAAAAGUAAUUCAGAAACUUUUUGUUUAUUUUGGUUUCUUUGCUUUUCCUUCACGCAACUCGAAUAUCUAAAUUUUCCAGCCAGCAGUAAUCAGCCUUUCGCUCGAAAAAUUACAAGUUUUUAUUUCUUUUGAAGCUGGUGCGAAAAAUUGCCAGCCACGGUUUCUUGGAACGAAGAAAAUUCAAAUUAUCGUAAUCGAAUCUAUCAUUAAAUUUGCGACAAAACUUCUUUAUUCCGUAUUUUAUUCAAUAUACUCGCUCUUCGUACGAAAUGAAUUCGAUACGUGCAGGAAAAAUCUAGAAAUAUAUGUACAUUUGUAUUUAACAAAUAAAGAUAUAUUGAAAAUA